Molecule: messenger RNA, 2982 nt
Organism: Gallus gallus (chicken)
Lineage: Eukaryota; Metazoa; Chordata; Aves; Galliformes; Phasianidae
Gene: RER1
Product: retention in endoplasmic reticulum sorting receptor 1
Exons: 8
Coding region: 1434-2024 (196 amino acids)
Biological process (GO): retrograde vesicle-mediated transport, Golgi to endoplasmic reticulum; protein retention in ER lumen
Cellular component (GO): Golgi membrane
Source: RefSeq, a predicted model, not a curated record
GGGGGGACGGAAGGCAGGAUUCGGCUUAGCCGCCUGUGAGUAGCUGCGGCCUCGCGCCAGGAGCCCGGCUCGGGUGGGAGGCGGGGGCUGCGGGCCGGCGGUGUCGCCGCGUGGGGGCGGAGGCACGGACAGGCUGAGCCCCCGGGUGCCGCCGGGGUUGCCGUGCCGCAUCCCGUUCUGGGCCGCUGGCUCCCGUCGGGCCGCUCCGGGCCUCUGCUCGCUCUGCCGAGUCUCGGGGCCGCCCUCGGGCUCUCCGUAGCGGGCUCCGUUUCUGCCUUGGGGGGCUCCUCCUGCUGCUCUCAGUGUCAAACAGUACCAACCGAAACGCGUUUGGUUUUAUUUUGUUCUGACCCGGAUCCUGGCGGUGUCUGGGCUGUGGGCUCCGCGUUUCGGGUGGGCGUGAGCAGCGCGGGGGCUGCGGGCCGGGCGGCGCCUCGGGGAGAACGGACCGGUUUGUAACCCCGUGGGGCGUUCCUGAGGCUGUCCUGCGCUCUGUCCCCAAUACGCGGCUGUAGGACGUUGCUUUACAAAGAAAUUUUCUUUAAGUGAUGAGGAAGCUGGCAAACUGUGGCAUGAGCUUGCUAGCGAUUUUCUUCCUUAGCAUUUUGUGCUUAAGAAAGCUUUUAUUGUGGUCAGGUUUGUCUGAAAGCUCAAUAAACUGUAUGAGGCUUUAGGAUGGCUUAGGUGACUUUCGGCCUCAACAUCUCAAGGAUAUAACUAGGUUUGUGAUGGAAUUACCAUAACAACAGAGGUAAAGAAGGUCCUUGUUCUUCUCACCUGCGUGGUGUUCUUCAGUGGCAGUUUGGUUAAUGGUCUGUGCUCUGCUAGGUGCAAACUCCCAUUUGUUGUAUUAAUGUUUGUAUGUUCUUCUGGCUAUUGGUUUUAGAGUUACUGUAACUCAUUGUGAAAGAGGAGUUCCUACUAUUUGGGUGUAAUUAAUCCCAUAUAGCUAUAAGGUCUGGCUUAGGUUCUUAGCUGUAAACCAGCUCCACUGCUAAAGGUGGCUUUCCUUGAUGCUUGUCACUUACAGAUGUUCUUUAAGUGAAUGUUUUAAAGUGAUGAGAGAUACUAAGUCAAACUCUUAAACUUUAUCACAUGAUGCUUUAAUCUGCACUACUUGAAGGAGCAAAUGGGCUGCUUGCAUUGCUUGGCCUGCCAUGGAGGAGGAACUGUAUGUAUGAUGAACAAUGAUGUGUAGUCGCACAUACAAUGGCUCUUUACACCAAGUAAAAUGUCUCUUCCAUCUGAAAGCCAUUGGUAGUUUUAUAGACAUGAUUUGUCUCUUGGUCUGUGUAGGUUAAUCUUUGCAAGAUUGGAGUGGUAGGUCUGCUUGUAGCGUGCCAUUGUCAGACACUGAGGUGACAGGAGUGUGGUGCUGCAGUGCAUAUCAAUGCUUAGAUGUUAUAACUCAGCUCCUGCCUUAUCAAGCAACCAUGUCAGAAGGGGACAGUAUUGGUGAGUCUGUUCAUGGGAAGCCUUCUGUGGUCUAUCGAUUUUUCACAAGACUCGGGCAGAUCUACCAGUCCUGGUUAGACAAAUCUACUCCAUAUACUGCAGUGCGAUGGAUCGUAACUUUGGGUCUGAGUUUUAUCUACAUGAUUAGAGUUUAUUUACUGCAGGGUUGGUACAUUGUGACAUAUGCCUUGGGAAUCUACCAUCUAAAUCUCUUUAUAGCUUUCUUGUCGCCAAAGGUAGAUCCCUCUUUAAUGGAAGAUUCAGAUGAUGGUCCUUCCUUACCCACAAGGCAAAAUGAAGAAUUUCGGCCUUUCAUUCGGAGGCUCCCAGAGUUUAAAUUCUGGCACUCGGCCACUAAAGGCAUCCUGGUUGCUAUGGCAUGUACAUUCUUUGAGGCUUUCAACGUUCCUGUUUUUUGGCCAAUCCUUGUGAUGUACUUCAUUAUGCUGUUUUGUAUCACUAUGAAGAGGCAAAUCAAGCAUAUGAUAAAGUACAGAUAUAUACCCUUCACACAUGGCAAGAGGAAAUACAAAGGGAAAGAAGAUGUGGGAAAGACCUUUGCUAGCUAGAAGGUGCAAUCAACCUUUUGACCAAUUCUACUUAUAACUAAAGGAACGAUUUUUGAGCCAUUGUAACAAUGCCUUUUUUUCUUCAUAAAAAUGAUUGAGUUGUGACAAAGCAGUUGAAGUUUUAUUUUAAGAGGAUCUCGCUAUUUUUAUCUGAAGUAUCAGUUGCUUGAAGAAACUGGCAUUCUAACCAACUUGCUUUGAGUUUAUCCUUUGUAAGAAGUUGGAGAAACUUUGGAUAAUCCCCUGGAUUUGGGAUAACUGAUUUCUUUCAGGAUCCACUGCACUGGAGAGAUGAAUGGCUUUGAGUUUGUUUUUACGUAGUUCUUCACACUGUCACUCUGAAGUGCUGUGCACGUACGUAGAAAAUAGUCAGGUGGCACACAUGAUGCUGUUUUCUGCUUCAUGGCCAUUUUUGUAUAAAAAUUCAGUAGACCUAAGUAGAUGCCAGUUUGCUAAAUGCAUGGUAUUAUUGAGUCAUAAAUGGAAAAAAAUCUACAAAAGUAAGGAUUUUGCAGUAGGGAGAAAAACACACACAGCUCCUAAAGUAACUCAUUUCUGUUAGGUUUCAAUGCCAGUUUCACCAUUACAUCUCCUAGCAGAUGCUAAUAUUGGGUUCUUUCAUGGUGACUCAAAGCUUUGUUCAAAAUCUAUUCCGGUUUCCUUUGAGAACUUGGAAUUAUAAAUAUAUAUAUUUUAAUUGUUUUAGUUGGAAUUUCUUUCAUACCUAAGGGUUUCUUGAUUAACUUAAGCCGACUUCAUGCAGCCCCUUCAGAGUAUACUCCAUCUGGCCAUAGGAGACAAACUUUGUGGGUUUUAACAAAGAUUUUCAUUUUCUAUAGUUAAAAAAAAAAAAAAUCAGAUAAAUGACCUGCAUGUAAACUUUUUCAUGUGAUACAACUGCAGUUUUAUUAAGUGACUUUUUAAUUCCAAAAUUUAUUAAAAGACAGUGUCCCCCUUU